This is a messenger RNA of Pseudonaja textilis, 3567 nucleotides long. It is a transcript of the gene PDCD7, whose product is annotated as programmed cell death 7. The record is from RefSeq and is a predicted model, not a curated record. Gene Ontology annotation, cellular component: U12-type spliceosomal complex. NCBI's taxonomy places the organism in Eukaryota, Metazoa, Chordata, Lepidosauria, Squamata, Elapidae.
UUUUUGGCUCAAUUGCAGUCCUAAGUCAAGGACUACCUGUAUAGACCCUGCAGCCCGGAAGAUUUCCCGCAGGGGGGUCUUCCUUUGCCCAUUUCCUCUAUGCCCUUCUCCCCCACCCAACAAAUCCAAAGAUUUUUUUUUUCCCCAAAAAAGCUGAUUGACUUCGUUUUUGCCCUUGAAGGCGUUUCCCUUCUUCAUUUGAGACGCUUCUUCCGUUCUGGCGCAAUGCCGCUCCCGCAGCGACUCCGGGACAGAGACGCUCUUCCUGCCGACGCUCCUCCUAGCCUGCAGGGGGCGCCACUCUUCCCACGGCGCAGGAAGAGGCCCUUGUAAAGACAAGGCCGGUCGGCCGACUCCGGUAAUGGCUCAGCCGCCUCUUCCUCCUCCCUUCGCCUCGCGCUUCGCGGGGCCGCCGCAACCCGCCGCCUUCCCCCCGCCCGCGCUGCCUCCACCGGGGCCUUUCAGGGGACCGCCGCCUCAGCCUUUCCCGCGGGGCCUCUACCCGCCGUUCCCAGGCGGAGGCCUCCCGCCUUUCCUGCCGCCGCCGCCGCCGCCUCCUCAGUGGCCACCGACCCUGCCGGACAGGCCGCCGUUGCCAUGGAGACCGGAGGGCCCGCCGCGGCCUACUCCCGAGGCCUCAGACGCGCCGGGCGACGAAGCCUGCGACCGCGACGAGGCCUGGCUCAGCCGCUUUGUCAGGCGCCGGAGACCGACCGCCGUCCCCGCCGCCGCGGCUCCCUGUCGAGAACGGGGCCUGACGGCGGACGAGGCGGCGCGGGCGGCGGGCGAGGCGCUGCGGGCGGUGGCGCGCGUGGCCGGGCUCUGCGCGGCUUGGCGGCGGCGGGGCGAUGAAGCGACGCCGGGCGAGACGGCCGAAGCCGAGGCCGCCCUGGAGGAGCUCAGCGGCCUGGUGCGGCCGCUACGCGAGCCCGGAGCCCUUGAGCUGCUGCGGGCCCGGCUGGAGCGGGCCCGUCGGAAGAGGCUGCGGCGUCGGCAGCGGAGGCAAGAGGCCCGCGUAGCCCGGCAGGAGGAAGAAGCCCGGCGCGCCGAGCGCGAAGCCCUCAUCGAUCGCUGGAGGGCCCGGCGAGCCCAGGAGGUGGAGGACCGGCACCGGGAACAAGAACUUAAAGCAGCUGCAGAUAGUGUGUUAUCAGAAGUGAGAAAAAAGCAAGCAGACACAAAGCGGAUGGCAGAAAUCCUGCGUGGCUUAGAAAAGCUUAGGAAACUAAGAAAAGAAGCAGCGGGAAGGAAAGGUGUUUGUCCGCCACCAGCUGCCGAUGAAGCCUUUGAAAGCGAAGUUCAGAAUUUAAAAGCAUCAAUUAAAAAACGCACUGAACUCUACGAAGCUGAAGAACGAGCUCUCCGAGUCAUGCUGGAAGGAGAGCAGGAGGAAGAAAGGAAACGAGAAAUGGAGAAGAAGCUGAAGAAGGAAAGGGAAAAACUCCUGCAGCAGAAGUGUGACAUGGAAUCCAAACUGUUUGGGGAUCCAGAAGAAUUUCCAUUUACCCACAUCUUGGAGCCAUUCACACAAUACUAUUUGCAAGCUGAAUAUUCCUUGCCAGCUCUCCUCCAGAUCAGGCAUGAAUGGGAUCAAUACUUGGUGCCUGCCGGUCAUCCUGAAGGAGAUUUCAUUCCACCUGGAUGGGUCCUUCCAAGUGCUCCCUCCAGUGACACCUGGGCCACUGCUAUCAGGUGAUGGCUUUGAAGCACCAUUGAAGACGAGACAUGGCAUGAUUCGCCAGUUUGGGAAGGCUGCCGUAACGAUGUGUGAUUGACAACUCACAUUAGAAGAGUUCUUUUGAGUUUAAAAUACAUUAUAGGUGGCUAAAGGAUGCCAGAAAAUAUUGAUUGAGAAGACAAUCAUUGUCCUUAAAGAUGCUGUUAAAAGUAUAGCAUUGUACUGCAUGUAAGUUCUGUAGCAUCUGGUUAUACUUUAGUAUCAUAGGAUUUUGAUCAUGAAGGAAGUGUCAAUGAAUCACUGCUGGGCAUGUACUGGACUUUGUGGGAUAGAUACGUACUUUAAAACAAUUUCCCUCACCAAUUUAUCUGAGUUUAUCUUAAAUGGGAUGUAAGUGUCCCAGUGAUAGAAAAAUAAGUACACCAUGGAUCUGCAGGGUGACAUUGGCUAAUAGAGGCCAGAUAUAAAGCUCAGCUUAUCUAUGGGGCUUAUAUAGUUCAGAAACCAUGCAAUUAAUGCAUCAGCUAAACAUUAUUCUAUGUGUGCUUAAUGUAAAGUAAACUGUGGGAAGUCAGAAAGUAUUGCCCAAGGGAACAUCUAAGAUGAUUUCUUUGGAACAGUAUCCAGAUGUUUAAAUUCAAGCUAUUUUCCAAAACACCUCUGUGGUUAUCUUGGCCUUACAUAGCAGGAGUUAAGUGAAUUGACAGAUGUGGCUGAUAUUCAUUUCCUUUGACAUUUGAGUUACUGCUUUCAAAAACUAUGGUGCUAAAUUGGAGUUGUAUGGAGUGAAUUAACAGUAGCUUUUUCAUGUUACCAUAAAAAAGUGCCUUUCAUUUAUACAGACUUAUGUGAUUCACAUACUUAGGGAAGCUUUUGUUUUGUUUUUCUCUUAAAGUAGGAUAAUAGAGUAGGGAUAUAAGCUAAAAGGGUUUUUGCCACUUUAUAUUUUCAUUAUAACAUCAAAGCAUAGUUUGGAGUUCAAGAAAGGAAUCUUGAACUUGUGUGCUCUCCUUUCUGCGUUUUAAUAAAUGACCCCUUGCCAGCCUAGUUUGCAACCCUAGUUGAAGGGCACAUUUUCAGUUUAAAAUAAAUGGCAAUCUCUACAAAAACUCAAUUCAUUCCUUGAAGUAAAAGAAUGUAAGGAGGAAACAGAUAGAGAUUUUGUUACCUGUGAAUUACUAGCUACUCAGGAACUCUAUAUAUGCUUAUACAGAUUUCCUAUAUAAAGUUCUUAAGAACAAUACUCAUUCUGUAUAAAUUCUGUGAUUCAUAAUUUGCAACAAACUAGAAAUUACUAUUGUUAACCAAAAGAAAUGUCAAACUUGGUACAUUUUUCUACUGCUCAGCUAAUACCAUUUUGAUACACGGUUAUUUUACAUUCACUUGCUCCUUCAGUUCUGCUUACUUCUGAAACAAAGUUCUAAGUAUUUAAUACCAGUUGCUUUAGUUUAGCAUUAUUUACACUGGAAAGACUGAACGUUUUCUAAUUUCAUACUUUUUCCUGCAUUUCUUUAAGAAAAAGUUAUUAUUUUAACACAUUUUAUUUGUAUAACUAUACCCACAAACCCUGUUAAUCAUCUUUUCUCAGACCUAAGAAAAAUUGAAACCCCAGACAUGGCUGUUAAUGGCAUAAAAAAGCAAGUUGUACCCAAAUUGCUAGUACAAACCAUAGCUUUUGUCAGGGAUAUGUGCGCAAUAAAUAGGCUUGUUAAACUUUUGUUGGAAGAUAAUUGUCAAAUCAUCUGCAAAAUUUCUUUAUUGUCUUGUAAAGUUUGCGACAAAGUUUUGAGGAUGCUGUAAUGGGAAACUCUAAAUUGUCAGAGUGACUUAUAGCCCUGUUUAAUAAAAGUAUGUUGCCUUUUGUUUAUACUUAAUAAAUUAUUAGCAUU